AUGGCUAUCAAGUUCAUGUUCCUAUUGUCCCGCCAGGGCAAAGUGCGGUUGACCAAAUGGUACGAGACCAUCAGUCAGAAGGAGAAGAGUCGGAUCAUGAAGGAACUCACGGCAGUGAUAUUGACCCGUCGUGCCAAAAUGUGCAAUAUCUUGGAAUACAAAGAUAUCAAGGUUGUAUACCGAAGAUAUGCCUCUUUGUUCUUCAUCAUGGGGAUCGAAAGUGACGACAACGAGUUGAUCGGCUUGGAGAUCGUCCAUCGUUUUGUGGAGCAGAUGGACAAGAUGUACGGAAACGUGUGUGAAUUGGACAUCAUUUUUGGAUUCAACAAGGCCUACCACAUAUUGGACGAGUUGUUGUUGGACGGAUACCUCCAGGAAAGCAGCAAGCGAGAGGUCAUAAAACGGGUAUCACAGCAAGAUGAUUUAGAGGGGCUUGAUGAUGUGGACGUACUUGUUAGUCUGUACUAG
Molecule: messenger RNA, 468 nt
Organism: Yamadazyma tenuis ATCC 10573
Lineage: Eukaryota; Fungi; Ascomycota; Pichiomycetes; Serinales; Debaryomycetaceae
Biological process (GO): protein transport; vesicle-mediated transport
Cellular component (GO): AP-1 adaptor complex; intracellular membrane-bounded organelle
Molecular function (GO): clathrin-cargo adaptor activity
Source: RefSeq, a predicted model, not a curated record